AUGGAGUUGCAAGCCUUCCUAGGCUUGCUCAACUUCUACAGUGUCUUCCUAAAGAAUAAAGACACCAUUGCUGAGCUACUCCAUAAGCUCCUGGCCAAAAACAGUGUAUGGUCCUGGGGACCCAAAGAAGCUGCUGCUUGUUUGGUGGUAAAACACCUCUUGUCUGAGGACAGCUUCCUAAUCCAGUACAAUGACACCAUGCCAUUGGUUCUUCCAUUUUCUCGAUGCAAUGACCCUUGUUUCCCUGGAUCCUGGAAGAAGGGGAUUGAGGGAAAUCAAUUCUGCUGCUAUGACUGUGUUCCAUGCCCUGAAGGGAAGAUUUCAGAUCAAAAUGAUAUGGAUGACUGUUUUGAAUGUCCAGAAGAUCAUUAUCCAAAUAAAGAAAAGAAAGGAUGUAUCCAGAAACUGGUGGUGUUUUUAACCUUUGAAGAAACCUUAGGAAUUGGUUUAGCUUCAGCAGCUCUUAGUUUCUUCUUCUUGACAUCUUGGAUACUUGGAACUUUUAUUAAGCACAGAGAUACUCCCAUUGUCAAAGCCAACAACAGGUCCCUCACCUACACCCUCCUUGUCUCUCUUCUUCUCUGUUUUCUCUCCUCUUUGGUUUUCCUCAGCCAGCCAAGCAAAGUAACCUGCCUUCUCCGACAAUCAAUGUUUGGUGUCACAUUCUCAGUGUCUGUUUCUAGUGUACUGGCCAAAACUAUCACAGUAGUUGUGGCUUUCAUGGCCACUAAACCAGGAUCUCAGAUGAGGAAAUGGGUGGGAAAAAGAUUGGCUCUUUCUAUUGUCCUUUCCUGUUCUCUCUUCCAAGUAUGUAUUUGUAUUCUUUGGUUGUCAACAUUUCCUCCAUUCCCUGAGUUGGACAUGCAAUCAGAGCUUCAAGAAAUGAUUUUACAAUGCAAUGAGGGAUCACCUUUCUUUUUCUACUGUGUCUUGGGCUACAUGGGUAUCUUGGCCAUGGCCAGCUUUAUAGUGGCUUUUUUUGCCCGUAAAUUGCCCAACAGCUUUAAUGAAGCCAAGUUCAUCACUUUCAGCAUGUUGGCCUUCUGCAGUGUGUGGAUAUCCUUCUUUCCAUCCUAUCUGAGCACAAAAGGCAAAGCCAUGGUAGCUGUGGAGGUCUUCUCCAUCUUGGCCUCCGGUGCUGCACUACUGGGAUGCAUAUUCUUUCCAAAGUGCUACAUCAUUGUUUUACGGCCUGAGCUAAACCACAGGGAGCAACUCAUAAAGAGGAACUAA
Messenger RNA from Pantherophis guttatus, 1233 nucleotides. RefSeq names its product vomeronasal type-2 receptor 26-like. Gene Ontology annotation, molecular function: G protein-coupled receptor activity. The record is from RefSeq and is a predicted model, not a curated record. Gene Ontology annotation, biological process: G protein-coupled receptor signaling pathway. Gene Ontology annotation, cellular component: plasma membrane. NCBI's taxonomy places the organism in Eukaryota, Metazoa, Chordata, Lepidosauria, Squamata, Colubridae.